This is a messenger RNA of Nomascus leucogenys (northern white-cheeked gibbon), 4188 nucleotides long. RefSeq names its product epidermal growth factor receptor (gene EGFR). Gene Ontology annotation, molecular function: epidermal growth factor receptor activity; epidermal growth factor binding; ATP binding. The record is from RefSeq and is a predicted model, not a curated record. Gene Ontology annotation, cellular component: signaling receptor complex; basal plasma membrane. Gene Ontology annotation, biological process: positive regulation of kinase activity; positive regulation of epithelial cell proliferation; cell surface receptor protein tyrosine kinase signaling pathway. NCBI's taxonomy places the organism in Eukaryota, Metazoa, Chordata, Mammalia, Primates, Hylobatidae.
AGCUAGACGUCCGGGCAGCCCCCGGCGCAGCGCGGCCGCAGCAGCCUCCGCCCCCGGCACGGUGUGAGCGCCCGCCUCGGCCGAGGCGGCCGGAGUCCCGAGCUAGCCCCGGCGGCCGCCGCCGCCCAGAUCGGACGACAGGCCACCUCGUCGGUGUCCGCCCCAGUCCCCGCCUCGCCGCUAACGCCACAACCACCGCGCACGGCCCCCUGACUCCGUCCAGUAUUGAUCCGGAGAGACGGAGCGAGCUCUUCGGCGAGCAGCGAUGCGACCCUCCGGGACGGCCGGGGCAGCGCUCCUGGCGCUGCUGGCUGCGCUCUGCCCGGCGAGUCGGGCUCUGGAGGAAAAGAAAGUUUGCCAAGGCACGAGUAAUAAGCUCACACAGUUGGGCACUUUUGAAGAUCAUUUUCUCAGCCUCCAGAGGAUGUUCAAUAACUGUGAGGUUGUCCUUGGGAAUUUGGAAAUUACCUACGUGCAGAGGAAUUACGAUCUUUCCUUCUUGAAGACCAUCCAGGAGGUGGCUGGUUAUGUCCUCAUCGCCCUCAACACAGUGGAGCGGAUUCCUUUGGAAAACCUGCAGAUCAUCAGAGGAAAUAUGUACUAUGAAAAUUCCUACGCCUUAGCAGUCUUAUCUAACUAUGAUGCAAAUAAAACCGGACUGAAGGAGCUGCCCAUGAGAAAUUUACAGGAAAUCCUGCAUGGCGCCGUGCGGUUCAGCAACAACCCUGCCCUGUGCAACGUGGAGAGCAUCCAGUGGCGGGACAUAGUCAGCAGUGACUUUCUCAGCAACAUGUCGAUGGACUUCCAGAACCACCUGGGCAGCUGCCAAAAGUGUGAUCCAAGCUGUCCCAAUGGGAGCUGCUGGGGUGCAGGAGAGGAGAACUGCCAGAAACUGACCAAAAUCAUCUGUGCCCAGCAGUGCUCUGGGCGCUGCCGUGGCAAGUCCCCCAGUGACUGCUGCCAUAACCAGUGUGCCGCGGGCUGCACGGGCCCCCGAGAGAGCGACUGCCUGGUCUGCCGCAAAUUCCGAGACGAAGCCACGUGCAAGGACACCUGCCCCCCACUCAUGCUUUACAACCCCACCACGUACCAGAUGGAUGUGAACCCCGAGGGCAAAUACAGCUUUGGUGCCACCUGCGUGAAGAAGUGUCCCCGUAAUUAUGUGGUGACAGAUCACGGCUCGUGCGUCCGAGCCUGCGGGGCCGACAGCUAUGAGAUGGAGGAAGACGGCGUCCGCAAGUGUAAGAAGUGCGAAGGGCCUUGCCGCAAAGUGUGUAACGGAAUAGGUAUUGGUGAAUUUAAAGACACACUCUCCAUAAAUGCUACAAAUAUUAAACACUUCAAAAACUGCACCUCCAUCAGUGGCGAUCUCCACAUCCUGCCGGUGGCAUUUAGGGGUGACUCCUUCACACACACUCCGCCUCUGGACCCACAGGAACUGGAUAUUCUGAAAACCGUAAAGGAAAUCACAGGGUUUUUGCUGAUUCAGGCUUGGCCUGAAAACAGGACGGACCUCCAUGCUUUUGAGAACCUAGAAAUCAUACGCGGCAGGACCAAGCAACAUGGUCAGUUUUCUCUUGCGGUCGUCAGCCUGAACAUAACAUCCUUGGGAUUACGCUCCCUCAAGGAGAUAAGUGAUGGAGAUGUGAUAAUUUCAGGAAACAAAAAUUUGUGCUAUGCAAAUACAAUAAACUGGAAAAAACUGUUUGGGACCUCCGGUCAGAAAACCAAAAUUAUAAGCAACAGAGGUGAAAACAGCUGCAAGGCCACAGGCCAGGUCUGCCAUGCCUUGUGCUCCCCUGAGGGCUGCUGGGGCCCAGAGCCCAGGGACUGCGUCUCCUGCCGGAAUGUCAGCCGAGGCAGGGAAUGCGUGGACAAGUGCAACAUUCUGGAGGGCGAGCCAAGGGAGUUUGUGGAGAACUCUGAGUGCAUACAGUGCCACCCAGAAUGCCUGCCCCAGGUCAUGAACAUCACCUGCACGGGACAGGGACCAGACAACUGUAUCCAGUGUGCCCACUACAUUGACGGCCCCCACUGCGUCAAGACCUGCCCGGCAGGAGUCAUGGGAGAAAACAACACCCUGGUCUGGAAGUAUGCAGACGCCAGCCACGUGUGCCACCUGUGCCAUCCAAACUGCACCUACGGAUGCGCUGGGCCAGGUCUUGAAGGCUGUGCGAAUGGGCCUAAGAUUCCGUCCAUUGCCACUGGGAUGGUGGGGGCCCUCCUCUUGCUGCUGGUGGUGGCCCUGGGGAUCGGCCUCUUCAUGCGAAGGCGCCACAUCGUUCGGAAGCGCACACUGCGGAGGCUGCUGCAGGAGAGGGAGCUUGUGGAGCCUCUUACGCCCAGUGGAGAAGCUCCCAACCAAGCUCUCUUGAGGAUCUUGAAGGAAACUGAAUUCAAAAAGAUCAAAGUGCUGGGCUCCGGCGCGUUCGGCACUGUGUAUAAGGGACUCUGGAUCCCAGAAGGUGAGAAAGUUAAAAUUCCCGUUGCUAUCAAGGAAUUAAGAGAAGCAACGUCUCCGAAAGCCAACAAGGAAAUCCUCGAUGAAGCCUACGUGAUGGCCAGCGUGGACAACCCCCACGUGUGCCGCCUUCUGGGCAUCUGCCUCACCUCCACCGUGCAGCUCAUCACGCAGCUCAUGCCCUUCGGCUGCCUCCUCGACUAUGUCCGGGAACACAAAGACAAUAUCGGCUCCCAGUACCUGCUCAACUGGUGUGUGCAGAUCGCAAAGGGCAUGAACUACUUAGAGGACCGGCGCUUGGUGCACCGGGACCUGGCAGCCAGGAACGUACUGGUGAAAACACCGCAGCAUGUCAAGAUCACAGAUUUUGGGCUGGCCAAACUGCUGGGUGCAGAAGAGAAAGAAUACCAUGCAGAAGGAGGCAAAGUGCCUAUCAAGUGGAUGGCAUUGGAAUCAAUUUUACACCGAAUUUAUACCCACCAGAGUGAUGUCUGGAGCUAUGGGGUGACCGUUUGGGAGUUGAUGACCUUUGGAUCCAAGCCAUAUGACGGAAUCCCUGCCAGCGAGAUCUCCUCCAUCCUGGAAAAAGGAGAACGCCUCCCCCAGCCACCCAUAUGCACCAUCGAUGUCUACAUGAUCAUGGUCAAGUGCUGGAUGAUAGACGCAGAUAGUCGCCCAAAGUUCCGUGAGUUGAUCAUCGAAUUCUCCAAAAUGGCCCGAGACCCCCAGCGCUACCUUGUCAUUCAGGGGGAUGAAAGAAUGCAUUUGCCAAGCCCUACAGACUCCAACUUCUACCGUGCCCUGAUGGAUGAAGAAGACAUGGACGAUGUGGUGGAUGCCGACGAGUACCUCAUCCCACAGCAGGGCUUCUUCAGCAGCCCCUCCACGUCACGGACUCCCCUCCUGAGCUCUCUGAGUGCAACCAGCAACAAUUCCACUGUGGCUUGCAUUGAUAGAAAUGGGCUGCAAAGCUGUCCCAUCAAGGAAGACAGCUUCUUGCAGCGAUACAGCUCAGACCCCACAGGUGCCUUGACUGAGGACAGCAUAGACGACACCUUCCUCCCAGUGCCUGAAUACAUAAACCAGUCGGUUCCCAAAAGGCCCGCUGGCUCUGUGCAGAAUCCUGUCUAUCAUAAUCAGCCUCUGAACCCCACACCCAGCAGAGAUCCACACUACCAGGACCCCCACAGCACUGCAGUGGGCAACCCCGAGUAUCUCAACACUGUCCAGCCUACCUGUGUCAACAGCACAUUCGACAGCCCUGCCCACUGGGCCCAGAAAGGCAGCCACCAAAUUAGCCUGGACAACCCUGACUACCAGCAGGACUUCUUUCCCAAGGAAGCCAAGCCAAAUGGCAUCUUUAAGGGCUCCACAGCUGAAAAUGCAGAAUACCUAAGGGUCGCGCCACAAAGCAGUGAAUUUAUUGGAGCAUGACACGGAGGAUAGUAUGAGCCCUAAAAAUCCAGACUCCUUCGAUACCCAGGACCAUGCCACAGCAGGUCCUCCAUCCCAACAGCCAUGCCCGCAUUAGCUCUUAGACCCACAGACUGGUUUCGCAACAUUUACACCGACCAGCCAGGAAGUGCUUCCACCUCGGGAGCAUUUUGGGAAGUUGCAGGUGCAUUCCUUUGUCUUCAAACUGUGAAGCAUUUACAGAAACGCAUCCAGCAAGAAUAUUGUCCCUUUGAGCAGAAAUUUAUCCUUCAAAGAGGUAUAUUUGAAAAAAA